AUGGACGAAUGCAUUGAUAACCGCCUCAACCGCAAGUCGGGAUUCCGACACCCAGCCAUCCAAAGCCCAACAGAAACCCGCCUGCUAAAGAUAUCACAAGAUCCGGCAUCUCAGAGCUGGCAAUAUGACCUCAUUGCGAUAUCGCUCGAUAAUCUCUCCUCGACGCCCUACAGAGCGCUGUCCUAUACAUGGGGAGCGGCCACCUCGCCAGAACAUGUCCGGACAAUACGGGUCAGUGACCAGGAUUUCGUUGUACGACAGAAUCUAUUCGACUUCCUCUGCUCAGCGGCGGCUCGAAAAGAAGAGGGGCUUUUCUUCAUUGAUGCGAUCUGCAUCAAUCAGCUUGAUCUCGACGAAAGGCAAGCGCAAGUCCAGUCAAUGGCCCUCAUCUACAGACGCGCGACAGCUGUAAUCUCCUGGCUUGGACUAUUGCCACAGGUGCAUUACCAAGGCUGUCAGCUCCUGAGCCACGCAUCAGACAUCUCCUGCAGGAAGUGGUCGGAACAAGAAUGGAGAGCACUCAGGUAUCUCUGCUAUGCACCGUACUGGAGCCGCGUCUGGGUCGUGCAGGAGGUUCUGCUCUCUUCGAAACUGCAGAUAUGGUGCGGGCCGUUCAAAUUCUCCCCGACACUCCUGGGCAGAGCACCACUAUCCCGGGACACCGUCGAGACAAAGUUCAGCGCGGACGGCAGACCAAGCAUCCUGAGAAGCGAUGCAAGUCGAGCACGCUCUCCGUCAGAAGCUAUCCUCGGGCACAGAAUGAGACUCGUGUCCCGCAUGACCAAGGACACUACAAGAGAGGCAUCCGUUAUGGGGACGUUGGCAGAUAUAACCACGGUUCUUCGUCAGCCUUCGGCGACCUUUGAAACGUAUCAGUCUCGCGUUCCGGACCAGCUGCGUGACGUUAUCAGGAAAUACGGCCGCUUGCAAUGCACAGACAUACGAGAUCGCUUAUAUGGCUUCCUCGGUCUUCUUAAAGACUCGAGUCGUAAGAAGAUAAAGCCAGACUACAAGAAAGGUGUAGAGUACACAUUCUAUCAAGCACUGAAAUGCGGGUUAGGGGAAAUGUGCCCUGAAGAAGGCGUCGCUCCCCGGGGACUGGGCGAGGCCUGGAUGAACUUUUACUGCGAGGCGCGAGAUGCCUUUCGAAUCGAGGACGAAGUCAGCAUACAGAUAUUCCGCCGUGUGUACCGCGAGUUGAACUUUAAGGAGCGGAUGCAGGAUGCUCUCUUUCAGCAGCAGUGGGAUCUCAACUAUGGGUGGAAAGGACCGGAUGCCGUCCGCUUUGGCGCUUUUGCGCGCAUGAUUAUUGAGGACGAGCUCGAGGAGAAGAAUGCCCUGGAAGCUCAAGGCCCUCCGUUGCUCAAGUUCCAUGAUAAACAACGGCGGCUAUACGAGAAGCUUUGUACUGAUUCCAUUCCUCAGGUCGAUGAAGGUUCGAAGAAGACCAAAGGCUUCUUACAGCAUAUUGUUUCCUUGAUGAGGACGAGUCUCGACAGUCACUAUGGUAACAGAGAUGCAGUAGAGGAAAUGAGUGCUCAGCGAUACAAUUAG
Molecule: messenger RNA, 1554 nt
Organism: Trichoderma reesei QM6a
Lineage: Eukaryota; Fungi; Ascomycota; Sordariomycetes; Hypocreales; Hypocreaceae
Exons: 2
Coding region: 1-1554 (517 amino acids)
Source: RefSeq, a predicted model, not a curated record